Molecule: messenger RNA, 4042 nt
Organism: Cydia strobilella
Lineage: Eukaryota; Metazoa; Arthropoda; Insecta; Lepidoptera; Tortricidae
Gene: Fife
Product: regulating synaptic membrane exocytosis protein 1
Exons: 19
Coding region: 204-3161 (985 amino acids)
Biological process (GO): regulation of synaptic plasticity; regulation of membrane potential; positive regulation of synaptic transmission
Cellular component (GO): cytoskeleton of presynaptic active zone; presynaptic membrane
Molecular function (GO): small GTPase binding; transmembrane transporter binding
Source: RefSeq, a predicted model, not a curated record
UCGAGUUCGAGUGCCAAACUGUGAAGUGUGUGAUAUUAACACAAAGUUCUGUGGUAUAUUGUUAAUAGUUAAAGCAACCUACGGUUUAUAAGAUGUCGUGUUUUGGAGGUAGCGUGCUAAUUCCCGACUGAGGGCAGUGCAGUGUAGUUAAGUGAAGUGCAGUGAUGUAAGUUUUAAGCGAACAGUGCAGAGAGGAAGCCACCAUGCUGCCUACUAAUGUUAUGUCCUUUAUGAAAAAGAUGGUGGCGACGGAGGACACGGCAAACACGGUGCCGGGACAGAUCGAGGCGCCCGGCACCUUCGGCAAGCUGCGGCAGACGCUCUCCUCCAGCUUGCUCACGGCCCAGGAUAAAGUUACAACAAAACUGGGCCCGCGGCAGGCCGAACCCGUGGCGGAGCCGGCGCCAGCGCCGCCGCCCGCGCAACCACCACCUGCACCCGCGGUUAAAACUGAACGGGAAGCGGGUAAGGCGCCAUCGCGGGCAGGCGCGUGCCGCGUGUGCCUGAAGGCGCUGAAGCCCGGCGAAAUGUUUCACACGUGCAACGGCUGCCAGCACCGCGUGUGUGAGGACUGUUCUUCGUACUCCAAGCCGGCGGAGAACGAGGAGGCGAACUCAUGGCGAUGCUCCGUUUGCCGGCGCAAAGCUGCUCCGCGACUACCACCCGCAGCGCAAGACAGUACUGAUUCACUCCUUGAUGUGCCUGUGCUGGAUUCCCUACAGCGGCGUCAUUCGGAAGCUCGGUUGGGCGGUGGCACCUCCAGUACCGGCCUCGCGCCGCCACGCUCGCCCGAACUACGCAGACACUCAGACGUCUCACCCGCCUCGCUAAAAGAACUAGAAAAGUUAAAGGGCGGCGGCACGGCGACGCCAGCGAACGAGUCGCGACGGCCUAGCACGGUGUCGCCGGCGCGGCGGCGGUCGGUGCGCAUGCCCGCCGCGCGCCAGCGCAGCGUCGACGACGACAAGCAGGACUCGCCUGCGCACUCGCCCGCGCUCGUCGCGCCACCACCGAUGUCUAGGAGAGCAUCAGCAGUGGACGUGGUCGGCGGCGCGGGAGCAGGAUCGCGUCGAGGCUCCUACCGUACAGAAGACACAUCCGAAUCAACGCCUUCGAUCGCCGGACUCGCCGUGGACGAAGACCGCCCCAUCAGGCGCCGCGGUAGUCAGCUCCCAGACAUAGCCGCACUUCAACAAAGGACGGGGGCGCUCAGUGCAAUGGCUGCUCUAGCCCGCACUGGAGACCCCUCGGAAGCGCCAGGCCCCUCGGCUGCAGCACUGGCCGCCGCCGCUGCAGCCGCGCGACAAAUGUCGGUUGACGCGGAGGCGAUCAAGAUCGUCAUACACGACGUCGAUGAUCGCUCUCCACGACGAGUCUCGCUGCGUCGCGAUCCUAAUGACAAAAGAUCACGUGGUUUCGGCAUGCGCGUCGUGGGGGGCAAGCCGGACGCCAGCGGUCGCCGGGAGGCCGUCAUAGUGUGGACUGUGCCGGGCGGACCCGCCGACGUGGCCGGCUUACAACAGGGUGACAAGGUAUUGGAAUGGGGUGGAGUGCCGUUGACGGAGCGCAGUUUCGAAGAAGUGUGCUCUGUCCUGGAUCGCAGCGGAGACAGCGUAGAGCUCCUAGUGGAACCCGCGCCGCCUCAGGACGACGCGGCCACGCCUGCCACGCACUCCAGCCAACACCAUCAUGCCCUAUAUGAACCGGAUACCGACAAAUCACCAUCGUCGCCGACCCGAAGGAAAUUGCCGAAAACCCCGGAGCAGGAGAGGGCCGAGCGAGCCCGCGAGCGGCCCGCAGCGCGCGCGCAGCUGCAAGUGUGGUUCGAGAGCGAGAUGCGCAAACUGGUGGUGGUGCUCAUCGCGGCAGACGACCUGCCGCCGCGCGACCACACGCUCGGAUACGGAGACGAGCCUGAAGCAUUCGCCAGAAUAAGGCUAUUGCCAUCACUCGAGAGCUGCCCACCGGUUGAAACAGACCCCGCGUCCGCGUCAUGCAGUCCAGUCUGGAACGCCACCUUGGGUUUCGGCGGUUUGACGGCAGAUCUCCUGGCAGGACGAGCGCUGGAGCUCACCCUGUGGGACGCCUGUCCUGGAAUCGACCCAGUACUUAUUGGAGAAUGCACUAUGGAUUUGGAAAAAGCGUUUGCGGAAGAACGUGCAGUGUGGUGGACGCUGGAGGAGCGCGGCGGGACGCGGUCAGCCAACGCCUCCCCGCGGGGCUCUCUCACAGGUGCGCGAGCGCUCCGACGCGGUGACUUUACCUCGCAACGCUCUUGUUCAGACGAUAUGGACUCCAUCGGAGAGUGCGCAUCUUUGCUCCAUCCCGACCACGCGUGGGUGGGCGGCUCCAGACGUGGCUCAUCACAGUCUGAAACCUUGGAAGUUGAGGUUUACCAGCUUGGAAAGGACUUUUCACGAUCUUUACCAGGAUCGCGACGAUCAUCAUUCCAGCAGCAGGAGAAAGACGGCGCUGCAGGCACUGACAGCGGCGCUGGGCCGUCGCGGCGCAGCGAGCGGCGGCGCUCGUCGUGCGUCCGCCGCGACCCCGACGACAUUCUGCGCUCGCUGCGCGCCGUCAAGGGCGAACUCGGCCGCACGCUUUCCCUCUCCGGGUCCACCGCCCGGCGCACGGCGACGGGGCGCAAGGGCAGCAUGUGGGCAGCAGUGCCGGCAGCCUGCGAGGCGCUGGGCGACGACGAGGACUCGGUGCCGCUCGGCCCGGGCCAGAUGCCGCCUCGGAACACCUCGUUGCCGCCGCUGCACGCGGAGAUCAACAUCAGCAUGAUCAUGAUUAAAGGACAGCUUGAGCUUGAGAUCUCGCACGCACGGCGAGUGUAUGGCGUGAACGGCGAGGUGCCAGACUCAUACGUCAAGUGCUACCUGCGCGAUGGCGACAAGUGGCUUCACAAACGCAAAACGCGAGUUGUUCGGCGCACCACCGAGCCGCACUUCAAACAGACGCUAAAAUAUCAGGCAAACGAGGCUCUAGGGCGCACAUUGGUGGUGAUGCUCUGGCAGCGCUGCGGCGGAUUCGAGCACAACCUCGCUCUCGGCGGAGCGGAGAUCACGCUUGACAAGCUCACGCUGCCACAACGCACGUACGGCUGGUACCCGCUGUUCCCUGCCACCUCGCUCGCGGCCGACGAGUCGCCCGACUGAUCCAGGGAGCCGUCGCCGGAGCGCCGCGACAACUAGCGCAUCCACGACGGCUCACAAAAACUCGUGUUUGGCCACCUUGCCACGUGACGGCGACUGGUGACAUGCUUGGAGCCGUAUCAGCUUAGACACAACGGAUCAUGUAAAUACCGCGUCAUAACAAAAUGCCAUAAUCAUGAUUUUUAUUCUAUAAUCAUAUAUUCAACAGUCACAAAUAAAAGCUGAUGCGCUCUCAAUGUAAUGUCACAAGCAAUAAAGUCCUUGUCUACAUGUAUAACAUCGUGAGGUAAUUGUGUAACGCCCAUUUCCACAAGUGCUGCCCUAUACAGACUUUAAUUCGUGUUAGUUGUUAGUAAUACGGAGUGUAAAUAAUUUAAAUUGAUGUAAUAUUGUCUCAAUCAUGCUGCCUACGGCAUUAGAGCUCUUAGUUAUGCGCGAAUUUGUUCGUGUAUGGAUUGUGUAAAACAUGAAAGUAAAAUGUAUUAGUUCCAUGUUGUCAACGAUUUAUUUAUCGGCUCACUUACUGAUACUUGGAUAAAUAUUCCGAUGAUAUUCCCCCGAUGAUUAUACAAACGGGAUAUUAAUUUGGCGACCGUCUGACCGAUGUGAACAGAGCUCACUCAAACAGCGACGUUGCCGUGGUAUUAGUAGUAAUAACAAAAGGAGCUUAUAGUGGAUUGCUUCUACUCUUAAAUUAUGCGUAAUGUUUGUAGCAAUUUUAUAUGUUACGUGUUUGUAUUGACAUUAUAGUCUAAUAUCGUAAACUUAUAGACAUUGCGUAAGUAGUUGAAUGUUAUACUGUUCACCAACAAACUAUAUUCUGUAGUAUGAACGCUGGAAGCCAUUUUAACUGUAGAGAUGUUACAGUCUAAGUAUACUCUAUU